UCCUUAUUGCCAAACUGCAAAGACAGGGCUGUACUGAAUGCAGCGUAAUUUUGACCCAUGUUCCAUUAGCUGAGCGGCCCUGAGGGCACGAGCUUCCGCGCGGGGCUGUAAUGCUACACUGUCCUCCCUCUCCGGCCAGUUCAUCCUCAGCAGCGCAGAGCUAUGGACCUCAAACCGUAGUGCUCUUCCAACACAGCGUAUCUGCAGUCACCUGCGACUCCAAUAGGCAAUCAAUAUUGAUAGAGUAUUUUUAAGGAUUACAGCCAUAAGGCAAUACGUCGCGGGGGGAAGGCUGGAAUUAUGAAGCGCGGUCAACAUGUCUAAGGCCACUGUAAAGAAGCUGCACUGGCGCUCAAAAGUGCAGGAGAGCUUCGUCCCACUGGGCGGAGCCUCAGGAGAGCUUGGUGUGGCCAUAGGAGGUGGUGCAGAUUAUGGAGAGUUCCCAUUUGUCACAGCAGCACCUGGGGGUGGAGCCACUGUUGGUGACAUCAUCCUAGAAAUCGGCGGUACACCUGUCCUGGGAUUGACCUUGGGAGAUGUGAGAGGGGUCCUAAACUCAUGUCCACAUCCAAUUCGGAUCAAAACCGUAUCACCAGGCUCGACUCUCUGUAAGGAUCUGAGACUUUACCUGAGCAAGUGUUUUACACCUGGAUCCAUGGACAGCCAACUCCAACAGGUCAUACGAGAGAACCUCUACCUGCGCGCCGUGCCCUGUACGACCAGGCAACCACGGGAUGGAGAGAUCUCCGGGGUGGAUUAUAACUUUGUGUCCAUUGAGGAAUUCUUCUCCCUGGAAGAGUCAGGAGCCCUGCUGGAAAGUGGGAAGUUCAAAGGGAACUAUUAUGGCACACCUCGGCCAAUCCACAUCGGUCCUGAUAGCCCCCCCAUUACAUACCAGGAACAUCGAAAUCUCCUGAGGAACUUCCGUACCCGUAGCAAAUCACUCAGCAACCUGGAAAAGGCAGUGGAGGAAGGGGACAACAGCGAGGAAGACUCUGGUCUUUCAGCGGGGUCUGCAGGAGCCAGCAGUGCCCCUCCCACCACCAUUGUCUCACCUAAUCAGACUUGGGAUUUAGGCGGUGGGCGGGAUGGAGGGGUUGCCAUGGAGAAUGGAGCACGUGGAGGGGCAUUGCCUGAAAACUGGGAGCUGGCGUUCAGUGACACGGGCGAACCCUAUUACAUCAACCAUAACUCAAAGACCACAAGCUGGCUGGACCCAAGGACUCAGGGCAAAGAGAUUGUCAGCAAGACAGAGUUACCUGCAUUCACAGACCAACCAACUGAACUGAAGGGCUAUUCCAUACACACCCGCCUGUCGAAAGGGCCUCGUGGGUUUGGCUUUAACAUUGUGGGUGGCAGUAGACCUCGAGAGUUCCUGCAGGUGUACAGUGUCACCCCUGGAGGCCCGUCUGCACUCAAAACAGCGGACAUCCUAGUGUACAUCAAUGACUCAUGUGUGCUGGGUCUGUCCCACAAAGAGGUUGUAGAAAUGCUGAAAUCCGUCCCCAUGGGUCACAGUGUGGACGUGGUUCUCCGUCGAGGUUACCCAAUGCUCUACAACCCUGAUGGCUGCCCCAAAACCAGCCUCUCUUCCCCUUCUGACCCAACCAGCACCAACCCUACAGCCCCCGGGUCUGCUCAAUCCCAGGUCCAACAUCCCGAUGGACACCAGCCUGGCUUGGUGAACCUCAACCGCUCCAUGUCCCACCACAACAACUUCUACCCCCGCAUGCAGAAAGAGUCCUUGGAUGCUAAUGGAAACACAGCACCCCAGCUUUCAUACGCAAUGGCCAAUGGAAAUGGAGUGGGAGGGACUAUAGGGAUGGGGGCGGUGACUUCUUCAAAUGCCCCUCCUCCAUCAGAGCGGAUGAGCUCCAGUCAUAGUGAUACGGAGGUCUGCUCUGUUGUCACGCGAAGAGCUUCCCUUGUCCGAAGCUACAACAACAACUCUCUUCCAGCUCCUUCUCACGCCCAUCACAGUUCGAAGUCUUCCGAGAACGAGCUCUCCUCUGCUGUGCUCCCGCUGCCCCAGCCUGAGGUGGGUCCUACCGCCCCGCCAGGAGCGCCCAACACCCAGCGGCCUCCAGUGCCCCAAACAUCUCUUGGUGUUGCACCCCCAAACGAGCACCCACCCUGUGGUUUCAACGGGUGUCCAGCCAACAAUCCCCCGCGACCUCUUCCGGGUGGCCUAGGGUCCCCAGGAGCCCCAGGUGGGGUAGGCAGCGGUGGAGAGGGUGAGCUGGUACCUGUGGCCUUGGGCAGGAGUGAGGGAGGGGGUAUGGGUUUCAGUGUGACGGCUGGGGGGCAGGGAGGGCAGCUGGCGGUGGUGAAGAGAGUUUGGGACAGACGACAGUGCCACUCCCUACAGCCAGGGGACGCCAUUAUUAAAAUCAACGGCGCUGAUGUGCAGAGUCUCAGCUUCGCACAGGUGCAGCGAGUGCUGCAAGAACAUACCAAACAGGGUGAGGUGGUCUUACUGGUUUACAGAGGAGGUUCUCUUUGUUCCCCAGGCUCCCCAAAUGCCUAUAAGAGGCCUCCUCCUUCCCUGGGCACCCCUGAUCUGAUCUCGCCCUCCUCCGAUGGUGCUGUGCCCAGCCAGAGCACCCUCUCUCCCUCCUCACCUUGUGGUGACCUCCCCAACCUGGUCCAAAGCACCAGCUUCCUGGACUCAGUGCCCGUGACCCUGACCCUAGAGCCCCGGGACUGGAUAGGAGUCGAGGACGGACCUGCUCAGUGGAGCCGUACUGCUCCCUCUAAUCUCGGCGCAGUGUCCAAAAGCCAUGUAGACACGAGGGGAGCGAUCUCUUCCAGAGCGAUGGAGGUGGAGUUGAGACGGAGACCAGGAGAAGGAUUCGGGUUUGUCAUCGCAUCCCAGGACGUAAUGAAUGGAACCUCGUCUCUAGUGUCUCACAGGUUUGUGACGGUGCGACGGGGGAGCCCAGCAGCACGCAGUGGUCAGAUCCAGCCGGGGGAUCAGCUGGAGGCCGUGGAGGGCAGGUCCGUGGUCACGCUGCCCCACAGAGACCUCGCACAGAUACUGCGCAGAGCCGGCAACACACUCAGACUCACCAUUGUACCACGCUCUCACACUAACAAUAAUCUACCUGAGUACCCUGACUUUGAUGCUGAGAGUCGGUUAAGAAAAGGGCAUCGGGCUAAGCAAAAGGAUUCCCAGUAUUACAGCGUUGAUCUUGAAAGGGGCCCAACAGGGUUUGGUUUUAGUUUGCGAGGUGGAAGCGAGUAUAACAUGGGUCUGUAUGUGCUCGGUCUAAUGGAGGGUGGACCGGCCUCGCGCAGUCAGAAAAUGCAGGUGAGUGAUCAGCUCGUGGAGAUUAACGGAGACAGCACAGCUGAGAUGACACACAGCCAGGCCGUGGAGCAGAUCCGAAAGGGAGGAGCCCGGAUACAUCUCAUACUGAAGAAAGGCAAUGGAUACGUACCAGAUUAUGACCAUGAAGCUGGAGCUGCUUCCCCCUCCUCCGUCUUUUCCGAGGAGCCGCGUAUGGCUACAGUGGAUCACUCUCCUUCGAGGAGCAGCAGAUGGGUGGAUGACAGUGGACGAGAGAGGAGAGAGAGGAGGGGGAAGGAAAGGAGGGAAUCAGGGGGAAGGAGCAGAGGAAGAGAAGCGGAGGAAGGCAGCUCCCGGUCGGCAGAAAGAAGGAGAGAGCAACAGAUGCGUUCACAGAGUUUACCCGGCACGCUGAGGAGCCGAGAGGGGAGACGGAGAGAAGAGAAAGAUGACGACACACUGCGAGAAAGAAAGGGAGAAGAGGAACGACACCGGGGAAGGCAAAAAAGUAAUAGCAUUGGAGAGCGAAGGCGAAAAGUGAAGGAUGCUAGUUCAGAGAGAGAGAAUGGUCUCCUAACAGACCGAGAGAAAGAGAGAGGGAGUGUCAGAAGAGAAAAGAGGGAUCACAACAGAACCAGCAAAACGGAGGUCACACAGCGCACACCUUUCUCCUUCCUCAUGCCUUUGGACAAUGACGAUGAUGCAGAAUCGGCUCACAGCUUCUCUGAAGUCAGUGUGUCUGCAGCCAGCAUCGCAUUCUCGGGGACUCAGUGGCCCCUGGAUGCCAUCAGCCCUCUACAGGCUCCUGGAUCUCCGACAACAACCCCGGGACCCUGGCUAGUCCCCAGCCCUCACAAACUCUCUCAGGUUUUAGAGGGGAAAAGGCUGAGCCAGAAUAAGGGAGAACUGUGGUCCUAAUGCUAUUUCUUAAAGGGAUAGUUCACCUAAAAUCUUAACCUCAUGACGUUCCAAUUCAGUAUGACUAUUUAUUAUUUAUGACACUUUCACACUUUUCACUUUCACGUCACUUUAUAGGAAUUUACUUAAUUGUGCUAGUUGCACAUUUUCACGUGAAUGAAUGGGUACUGAAGCACCAACAAUGUUUCAUAUGACUGCUAAACUAUAUUCCAAGUCUUGUGAAGUCGUAUUAUAGCUGUUUGUGAGAAACACACAAACUGGUUCAGGCCAAUUCGAUUUUUGUAAAUCUAGUCAACUGAUUAAAAAAAUGAAUGAUUUAUGAAUCUUCGCUUCUUCUCAUAGAGAGCUAGAGCAGAUUUCAGUGAAUAAAGGUGCUGUUGAGUGAAUUUUCACUGUUGAAAUCCAGUCAUUUUAAUAGGAAUCCACACCAUAUGUAAUUUAAUGGGAGGCUAAAAAGAAUUCCCUUUUGUGUAUUUUGCAUCGACUUCAGCUGGUCAUGCAAAUUUGAAACCUGCUUGGUUUGAACGUGAAUUUUGUGUGAGUGGUGUUUCAUACAAAGGUACACCUUUGAAAUAUACAAUAUACCUUUUUUGCAUGCAAAAUUUUCAAUAGUGUGAUUAUGUGAAUGCACCUUAAAAUGAUAGUCCAUAGGAUAGCCACCCCCCAUUAUGUCAUUCCAAAUCUGACUUGCUUUACUUCCAUUGUAUAAACAAAAAUUACUAAAAGAGGGAAUAGGACCCGAAACUCUUUGGUUACAAGCCGAAGAAAGAAAUGUAUCCAGGUUUGGAAUGACAUAGGGGUGAGUAAAUGAUGACAGUUUUCAUUUUUGAGUGGAUUGUCCUUAAAAAAUUAGAUCUUGGUCUGUUUCUAUCACGUGUCAUAUUGACUUUUUAAUGUAACAUUUAAUGUAAUUUAGUUCUCAAUUCAAAUGAUUGCCUUUUAUGAUUAAUAUUCACUUCGAUGAUCCUUUUUGAAGCUUGUCUUCAAAAUUUCUCCUUUUGUGUUUCAUGGAAGAAAAUCAUACAGAGAGUCAUACAGCUUUGGAACGACUUGGGUGUUACUAAAUUAUUAUUUUUGUACUUUUAGUGGAGGUAAACUAUCUCUUUAACUUUCUCUUCUCUUCUGUCUCUUUCACUCUCUCUCUCUCUCACACACACACACUAUCUCUCUCAUCCAGCUUCUCCAGCUCUGUCUCUAUAUAUGUGGUUUUCAGUACACCAACACCACCCCAUCUGUUUCUCUGAUGUCUCAAAUCCAUUAUCUAUAAAGUACUAGAAUUGUGGUAUUGGUAUCAUCCAGACACUCCACUCUGGCCAACCAAUCCUUGACUUUAUCCCCAUCCAGUGGCCAAGGAGAGAAAAUGAUCAAAUGCUGCCAUUAUGAUGUGGCUAGCAUGAUAGUAACAGCAAGGUAUGCGUCUAUGAUUCAUGAUGUCCUUCAUAGCAUAUGUUUUUUUUUUCUUCAUAUCAUUGGCAUUUUUAUUUAGUAUAUUUUCCAUUUAUUUUCAUAAGAAUGCAACAAAAAUUCUAUUAUAAAAAGGAAGAUUUAUUUAAGACACGGUUGCUCGGUCAGGCCCCUGAAGAGCUACAUUUCUGAAAGUAAACUAGAUCAAAAACUGAUCUUCAGGAGCAGGACUAAGCGAUUAAAGAUAUUUUAUUAGCUGCUUGCUGUUUGUGACUGGACUGUAACCCCCUCCCCUGCUGUGUGCGCGGUGGUCUUGCUGUUAAAAGAGGGGGGAAGGAAGAUAACAGAACUAAAGAUAGGUUUUAUUAUAAGGCCAGUGAGCCGUAUCAAACCUCUCCAGGUGCCUUCUGCUUCUUUAGCCAGUGUUUACCAAAAAAGAGAAACAAAUACAAGUAAAAGAACAUAAGACGUAGCAUAGUAGAAAGUGUGCAACACUAUACUGUUCUGCCUCUUUAACAUCUAUAUCUUUGCAAGACUUGGUUCACGAGUUGGGGGAAAAUAUUCUGCACACGCUCUGCGAAACUUCAGCUAAGUGAGUCAAAGUGAAAGAGAGCCAUUACAAGUGCCUCAUGCGAUAUUCCUUUAUACAAGACAUAGACUUCCCUCAAGCUGAAAAUCAGGACCCAAAGUUUUGAUUUAUUAUUUUUUUCCCAUUGUGAUGUUUGUAUGCUUUCCGAUUCAAUAUUUCAGACCCAUUUCAUUGCCCUCAGCAUUUCUGAAAAAUCGCAAAAACGAGAAAACGAAGGCCUGAUGGGUCCUCGUCCCAAGCCCUCCACCAAUCAGCAUCGAGCAUCAUGCAGAAUCUUCAUUUCAGGAAUCAAAAAACAAACAAUUAAAAGAAAAAAAGAAGAAAAAAAACAAGAAGAAAAAAAGGGCAUUUUGAUACAGGUCUUCUAUGCAUUUUGUAAGACUUACUGAUCAAAAAUUGCGGUAGGAUUUUUCUACCUAAGAUAUGAGAUUCAUAAUUUUGUGUACUGUUAAAAUACACAGGCAGGUUGGUGAAUCGAAACCGAAAAUUUCAAGGAGAUCCGGUGAUAAUCAGACAUGCUGUACCACCAGCUUAUGCAUUGAUCUUUACCUCAGAACUGUCUGAGCAAUAAGUGCUAUCUCUUUCUGUUCUGUGUCACACCAAGCAAAGCUCAAAGCAAGCUCAUUUAAAAGCUGAGUAAUAGAAUUAUGCACAGUAAAAUCAUCUGUGAUAAAUUAAUUUGAAUAAAAUGCAUCCCUAUAUACAAACACUUGAUUAAAAAAAAAAUCGCUAUAAUAUUUUGAGUAUUUGAAUUUCAUUAUUCUAAAGACAGAAUUUAAUCCUGCAGAUUUUAAAAAUAGAAUACAAUGUGUUUUAAUUUAUCACUGGAGGUCUUUACUGUGCUGUACCAUAUCCAUAAAUGCUUACUUGGAAGAUCACACGCAAGUUCUGUUGCCAUACCUGUAAGCAUUUAGUAAAUUGCAAUUCGAUCGAUCUUAAGUGUUAAGACUUUAAAUCAGGGCUUAUACAUGAGUAUUACACAGCGCUCAGCUGUACAUCCGAGGUGUCAUCUGAAGUUCACAGCUCUCAGAAUCCUCAACCAGCCUGGGUAUUGAUAUUGACUUUGUACCUGAUUAUCGCAUUGGCAUCAGCACGUACUGUACAGAAACUUGGAUGAGCCUUGUAAAUGUUUAGUUUGGGUUUAUUUUUGUGAGGGGGAGAUUUUUUUCCAAAAGGUUCUUAUUGUAGCAUUUCCCUUACUGUAGCAGAUCUUACGAGAAAACAAGCUUAUUGUAUAUAAUUAUAGACCCUGGACUUUAUUAUUAUUAUUAUUAUUAUUAUUAUUUGUGUUCUCAAUUCCCCCAAUGUCUCACAUAUCAGAAAUAUAGAGCACUGUCGAGUUAUCCUGAGACAUGUGCAGCAUUUUAAACCGAGGUGCCCACUGGCUUGAUGAGAAGCUUGAUAUAUAAAAUGAUUCUUAUAAUUCAAUCUUGCAUGUCAGUAGUGAGUAUAAUAGUUUUAAUAGCACUGGCCCUUACAAUGAAAUUAAAUGUCCCCAUGGCAUGAUACUGUAUUCCACAGCCCAUGAGGCCAAUUGCAAUGUUUUAUAGAACAUCUGUUGCCAGGUUUAAAUUAUUCAAAUUGUUGAAUCUGAUCUGACAGCUUGAUUGCCCCCUAGUGCCCACUGUGGUAUUUGCACACUGUGGCCCUCUUUUUUUAUAUUCCUCUUCAUGACGUCUUCAACAGCAUAUCAAAAUCAAGAUUUAGAGACACAAGGACCACAAGUGUGUAGUCCUCAAAAAUAAGAAUUAGCAUGCCCACCGAACAUUUGUCCUGCUCCAUAUAGGUUUCCUUGUACUGGAGACCCUUAGAUGUUCAGUAGUCAGAGAUGUAGUCUCAAGGACGAUCCAAACUCUGAGCCAACCAAUAUGCAGUGAUGCAAUGUUUUUUUUUUAAAUAUUAUAAUGUCUGCAAGGUUCCUAUCAGUGCAAAUGUGCCAUUUAAAUGCUAAUCAAUGAUGUCAUACUCUUUCCCUCUACCAAGAGAAAUCCAGAUGUGCGUGUGGCGCUUUUAAAAUGUCAAAUCACAAACCGAGUGUUUCAGCUUUGAAUUUUCAACUUGAAUUUGCUAUAUUGGCCUUGUAAGGAGUCAGCCAUUGUACAGAACAAGAACACUUUUAUUUGUAAAAAGGAAAGAAAAGGAGAUGUUUUUAUAUCUAUAUUCUAGAAAUAUAGGAUAGAAGGCAGCAGGGGUGUAAAGUGCUUGAGCGAGCGUACUUCAUUACUAGAAUUAUUAUUUGAAACUAUAAAUGUAUAAAAUUACAUUUGUAUGAAAAAAAGGCCUUUUUUUAUUACGUUGUAAAAUUUAAUUUGUAUCUUUUAAAAAAGUGUAUAUUUCCCUGACCACCAUGACGAAAACCUGAAAGUUAAAAUAGGUCAUGUAAAAUGUAUUUGGCCAUAAUUAUGGUCUAAUUUAUAUGAAAUGCAUUGUUGAAGACUAAUAUGACUGAAGCGAGAAAACAGUUGGUGAUGAGUUUAUAAACCAGUGUUGAUGUUAGAAACUAAAACUAUUAAAAAUCUUUUCCUUAAUUGAAAUGUUGUCUUGGAAACUAAUCCAAAUAAAAAAUUUAAAUACUAAAGUUACUAAAACAAAUAUAAACUAUAUAAUAAUAAUAAAAAUUAUUACAAUUUUGUUUUAUUCUAACAAGUUUUAAAUUCUAGAUUGUUUGAAGUUUGUACAACAAACUUACAUAAAUGAGAAAAUCUCCACUGUCUCGGGAUUUCAUCUCGUCUAUUUCUAAAACUAAGAAGUUUACUUUUACUAAGUACAAUGUGCAAACUUUUGUACUUGAGGAAGUUUUGACUAGAUACUGUAAACCUUUGACACCGUACCCAUACUUCAGUGUCAUUUCUCAAUGCUUUUCACACCCCUGUGUGCCAGACUGCUCGGCCCACGAUAAUGAAAGCAGAGGACAUUCUGUUGUAUAAAGGAAGUAUUGAACCUCUCUGAGGCAGCCGCCCAGUCUGAAUUCUUGCAUCUCUUUUUCUCCAUCGGUGCUGAUCCUCCAACUGGCUGGCUGCAGUCACUUUUUUGCUUUCCCCCAUUCAGUGCAUACGGAGGUCACCACUUACAAGCCAGCGGAAAGCAGAUACAGCUGUUUCAAGUGUUCAGAUGGGGCUAGAAAAAAAACAUUUAUGUCAGCUCCUUUAUAAAGGUUGUACUUCCUUUAUAGCAUAAGCGUCCUCUCCUUCAUUUUGACUUAGCAUAGACCGGACUCUCAAGUAUAGAGAACGAGGAAGCAGGCAGCAGUGUGUUGCAGAUUUGUACCUGCCGGGUCUGAAGCGAGACCUCGAGUAGCCGUUAUUUUAGUGGCGUCCUCUGCAGGGAAGAUGCUGAGUGUGUAAAUAACAGUCCGUGAGGGGACACCUUGAACACAGAUGUACAGGUUUUUAAUUGUUGCUCUUGAUAUGUAUGAAGAUACUGUAUUGUUUUUGAAUGCAUCAACAGGGAGUUUUGAAUUAUGAAUAAUGACUUGCAGUUACAGAAUUAAACUGAAUAAAACUGAAAAAAAGA
Messenger RNA from Carassius gibelio (silver crucian carp), 9713 nucleotides. RefSeq names its product MAGI family member, X-linked a (gene magixa). The transcript has 17 exons. Gene Ontology annotation, biological process: signal transduction. The coding region runs from base 317 to 4207 and encodes 1296 amino acids. The record is from RefSeq and is a predicted model, not a curated record. Gene Ontology annotation, molecular function: protein binding. NCBI's taxonomy places the organism in Eukaryota, Metazoa, Chordata, Actinopteri, Cypriniformes, Cyprinidae. Gene Ontology annotation, cellular component: cytoplasm.